UCUCCUCCAACCGUAUAUUCCAUUUAUUUUUCUCUAUUGAAAUGUGGCCUUGACUCCUGUUAUUAGUAAGCCGUUUUUGGAUUUACACGCCAAAACAAGAAAAGCAAAAAAAGAAAAAAACAAGAAAAAGAGAAACUUUGGCAACUUGUAUCUGUCGAGCGUGGAAGGCCACUCUGUCAAAUGCCGCUUCUGUGUCAAAGGACUCCUCUGCUUCUCUCUUUCUUCUUUCGCAGGGGAGAAUAAAGAAAAGAAACCAAAAAAAUUAGGUGAAAUGGGUGGGACUUCGGAAAUAUUCAUUGAUUUGCGUAGACGGGGCAAUGUUCUCGUGAUGUCAGGCACCGCAGGGUUAAGUGUUUGAAUGUCCGUGAUUGAGAAUCAUCACUCUUGGUGGCUUAAAAAAUUCAAUUCAUAUUUCCUUUGUUGAGGAUAUAUGGAAGAGCUGAAAGUGAAAACGCAAGACAAGCCGGCCUCUACGAGAGAAAUUUUCUGCCUUUCUGGACCUUUGCACCUCACCGCAGUUGACUGGAAAAACUUUCAUCACCGAAGAUCUGUUGCUGCAAGCUUGGUUCAGGGAGUGUACAUUCUAGAACGUGACCGCCAACAGAAUCGCCAAGGCCCCCAAGCUCAUGCACCGCCUUGGUGGGACUUCUUCAAUUUCCAAUUGAUCCAUCUUCUUGUAGAUGAUGUUGAUAGCUCCAUUUUUGGUGCCGUUUAUGAAUUCAAGCCUUUGGCUUUCAAAAACAAACAUUCAGCCCAAAAUGCUCCAAAUUAUGUUAUUGCCUUCCGGGGCACCAUAAAUAAGUCAGACUCCAGGUCUCGUGAUCUCAAGUUGGAUCUCCUGUGCAUCCGUAAUAGACUGCAUGAAAGCUCCCGUUUUCAGCUUGCAAUGCAGGCUGUGGAAAGUGUGAUUGCUGUUGCUGGAACUUCAAGUAUUUGGUUAGUUGGCCAUUCACUUGGAUCAGCUGUUUCAUUGCUUGCUGGGAAGAACAUGACUAAGAUGGGUUAUAGUGUUGAAACUUACCUCUUCAAUCCCCCAUUCUUGUCUGUCCCUGUAGAAAGAAUCAAGAAUGAAAAGUUGAAGCAUGGGAUUCGCAUUACAAGCAGCAUAGUCAAAGCUGGGCUCGCUGUUGCUGUGAAGGGUCACCAUCAGAGGCAUCAGCAAGCUAAUACAUUUCUUUUACUCUCUGCAUGGAAACCAUACCUGUUUGUCAAUCCUGCAGAUCAUAUAUGCUCAGGGUAUAUUGGCUAUUUUGAACACAGGAAGAAGAUGGAGGAGAUUGGGGCUGGAAAAAUUGAGAGGAUUGCAACACAGAAUUCUAUAGGGAGUCUAUUGUCAGGUUCAGCACAGAGUGAUUCAGGACCACUGCAUCUGCUUCCUUCAGCCUAUCUCACUAUUAAUUUGAGUCAGUCUCCAGAUUUCAAACGAGCUCAUGGAAUUCACCAGUGGUGGGAUCCUAGUUUUGAUUGUCGGUCAGAACUGCAUGAGUACAGGUAAUCCAUGUUCUGGCGUGACCUCUCUAGUGGAAGGCAAGUUAAUUAAAAGAACACUGCGGAGGGAAAAAGUUAGAUCACUGACAUGUUGGUGGAAGAACCUGGGUAUUGUAAUUUCCACUCGUUUGAUACCUUCAUUCUAAUGUAGACUGCAGAGGGAAAAAGUUAGAUCACUGACAUAUUGGUGGAAGAGCCUGGGUAUUGUAAUUUCCACUCGUUUGUUACCUUUAUUCUAAUGUAGACACUGAAGAAAAUAGAUUGAUCUUCUGUUUCCUUUUUCCAUGA
This is a messenger RNA of Theobroma umbraticum, 1776 nucleotides long. RefSeq names its product GDSL esterase/lipase At4g10955-like. The record is from RefSeq and is a predicted model, not a curated record. Gene Ontology annotation, biological process: lipid metabolic process. NCBI's taxonomy places the organism in Eukaryota, Viridiplantae, Streptophyta, Magnoliopsida, Malvales, Malvaceae.